Molecule: messenger RNA, 3846 nt
Organism: Guyanagaster necrorhizus
Lineage: Eukaryota; Fungi; Basidiomycota; Agaricomycetes; Agaricales; Physalacriaceae
Exons: 16
Coding region: 1-3846 (1281 amino acids)
Biological process (GO): phosphorylation; phosphorelay signal transduction system; cellular hyperosmotic response
Cellular component (GO): membrane
Molecular function (GO): phosphorelay sensor kinase activity
Source: RefSeq, a predicted model, not a curated record
AUGUAUGCUGCGGAGAACACUUUCCAUAACGCCGACAAACUGGAAUGCCAGAAACCAGAACCCAAGCCGUCCCCGACUGCCCAGGAAACCGAUGCCAAUUUCUCAUCCAAGGCGCGCUGUUUAGGCCCGACGUCUAUUAAUCUCGAUGAUCUCAGGACCUCACAAGACCCCUCUUCAUUUUUUAGCGAAAGCUUUCUGGGUGUCCCUGUCGAGGGAGCUGCUACUGCCUCUGCUCCACCUACUUCUUCUCUGGAGUACGUAUUGUGUCCGAGAUGUGGUACUCGGACCACUGAUCCCCGCACGAUCCGCAAGAUAUCCUCUUUUUCAACACGCAUAUCCUCUGGCUCGCCUUCCGUUGUCGCAAUUGGUGGUCCUUUGGAUAUCGCGGCUAGAGUGAGCGGGAUGAGCGCAGUCGAAGAGCUUAAACUCCUCAAAGAUCAAGUUCAAGACGUCGCCCGUGUCUGCAAUGCCGUCGCCAACGGCGAUCUCAGUCAGAAGAUCACUGUCGAGGUUCGAGGAGAAGUCAUGGUGAAACUGAAGGACGCUAUCAACACCAUGGUUGAGAAACUAGGUCAAUUCGCAAAGGAAGUUACACGUGUCUCUCAAGAAGUUGGAACAGAAGGGAAACUCGGUGGCCAAGCAUUCGUCCCAGGGGUCGAAGGCACAUGGCAGGAGCUUACGGACGUCGUUAAUAUCCUCGCCGGUAAUCUUACCAGUCAAGUUCGGUCCAUUGCUCAAGUCACUAAAGCCGUCGCCGUUGGAGAUCUUUCUAAACAGAUCGAGGUUGACGCGAGGGGUGAGAUUCUGGAUCUCAAGAACACUGUGAACGGAAUGGUUGUUCGUCUCCGCGCAUUAGCUGCCGAGGUCACGAGGGUGACGCUAGAAGUCGGAAGUCAGGGCAAGCUCGGGGGGCAGGCUAAUGUUCCGGAUGUAGAAGGGGUGUGGUUUGAGUUAGUGAAGAACGUUAACCGCAUGUGUUCGUCGCUGACAGAUCAAGUACGGUCAAUUGCUUCAGUCACGACCGCCGUUGCCGAGGGCGACCUGACGAGGAAGGUAGAGAUCGAGGUCGAGGGCGAAAUGCAGCAGUUGAAGACGACGGUCAAUUCCAUGGUGGACGACUUGAAUGCCUUCGCUGGCGAGGUCACUCGUGUCGCUUUGGAAGUUGGAACGCAGGGUAUCCUGGGCGGUCAAGCGACGGUUGAAGGUGUGAAGGGAACAUGGGCGGACUUGACGAAGAACGUGAACAAAAUGGCGACCAACUUGACAGACCAGGUUCGGUCAAUAUCCAAGGUCACCAAGGCGGUGGCAAUGGGAAAUUUGACCCAGCUCGUUGAUGUUAACGCCCAAGGUGAAAUGUUGGAUCUUAAAAUCACCGUCAACAGAAUGGUGGAGGCUCUCAGCGUCUUCGCGAGCGAAGUUACGCGAGUUAGUUUGGAGGUCGGCACAGAGGGAAAAUUGGGAGGUCAGGCCGAUGUUCCAAACGUCGUUGGGACUUGGAAAGCUUUGACAGAUAACGUGAACCUGAUGGCGAUGAAUCUCACAAACCAGGUACGGUCGAUCGCAGCAGUAACCAAAGCUGUCGCUGGUGGCGACCUGUCGAAGCGCGUGGAAAUUGAUGUAAAAGGAGAGUUCCUAGAGUUAAAGGAGACCGUGAAUCAAAUGACUUCGUCACUGAGUGUCUUUGCGGAUGAGGUUACCAGAGUGGCCAGGGAAGUGGGUACCGAAGGCAGGUUGGGUGGUCAAGCUCAAGUGAAGAACGUUGCCGGAACAUGGAAAGCUUUGACGGAUAAUGUCAAUGUUAUGGCUAGUAACUUAACAAACCAAGUGCGAGCUAUUGCGAUUGCUACAUCGGCUGUGGCGCAUGGAGAUCUGACGCAAAAGAUUGUGGGCCUAUCCGUGUCGGGAGAGAUGUUAGAGCUGGUCGAGACGAUCAAUAAAAUGAUCGACCAGCUGGAUAUCUUUGCCGUUGAGGUGAAGAAGGUAGCUCGGGAAGUGGGAACGGAAGGUAAGCUGGGUGGUGUCGCGGAUGUGGGAAACGUCCAAGGUAUCUGGCAAGAGAUAACGCUUUCUGUGAAUGCAAUGGCAGGAAACUUGACAACUCAAGUCCGUGGGUUUGCCCAGAUCUCAGCUGCUGCCAUGGAUGGCGACUUCACUCGGUUCAUCACUGUUGAAGCCAGUGGCGAAAUGGAUUCGUUGAAGUCGCACAUUAACAGCAUGGUGUUCAAUUUGCGAGAUAGCAUCCAAAAGAAUACUGCGGCGAGGGAGGCCGCCGAGUUGGCCAAUAGAAGUAAGAGUGAGUUUUUGGCAAAUAUGUCACAUGAGAUCCGGACGCCCAUGAAUGGUAUUAUCGGCAUGACAGAGCUGACUUUGGAUAGUGAUCUCAACCGAUCGCAGAGGGAGAGUCUACUUCUUGUCCACAGUCUCGCGCGAUCACUGUUAUUGAUCAUUGAUGAUAUUCUGGACAUAUCGAAGAUCGAGGCUGGGCGUAUGACCAUGGAAGCCGUUUCAUUCUCCCUACGCCACACAGUUUUCGGUAUGCUCAAGACGUUAGUCGCACGUGCGUCGCAGAACAAUCUGGACCUAACUUUCGACAUUGCGCCCGACAUCCCCGAUCAUCUCAUUGGUGAUUCACUACGGUUGCGCCAGGUGAUAACAAACCUUGUGGGUAAUGCGAUCAAAUUUACGCCUCCGAAAAUUUCCCGCAAGGGACUUGUUGCACUGAGUGCACGACUGGUGGCGUUGGACGACCACAACGUGACACUCGAGUUUUGUGUCACCGAUACUGGGAUUGGUAUCCCUAGGGCCAAGUUGAACAUGAUCUUUGACACGUUCUGUCAAGCGGAUGGAUCUACUACCAGGGAAUACGGGGGGACGGGACUUGGAUUAUCGAUAUCGAAGCGCCUAGUGUCACUGAUGCAAGGUAAUAUGUGGGUGGAGAGCGAGGUAGGCAAGGGAAGCAGGUUCUUCUUCACGAUCAGUUCUCGGAUAAGCCAUAUAUCAAUGGAAAACAUCAUGGCAAAGAUGACGCCGUUCACGAACCGAACAAUAUUGUUUGUUGACACUUUGGGCGACAAAACCGGGGUAGUAGAUCGAAUAGCGCAACUUGGCCUGAAACCCCACGUUGUACGUUCAGUGACAGAAGUUGCCAAUGAGUCACAGUGUCCGCAUAUCGAUACAGUUGUCGUGGAUUCCCUUACCGUUACUGAGAAUAUCCGCGAGCUGGACCACUUCAGAUACGUACCCAUUGUGCUGCUUGCACCUUCUGUGUCUCGGCUAAAUCUGAAAUGGUGUUUGGAUAAUAGCAUUACGGCGCAGCUGACGACGCCGGUAACGCCCCAGGACCUUUCAUUUGCCUUAAUAGCUGCCCUGGAGUCCAACACGGUGAACCCUGUGACCGUGCAGAGUGACCUGCGUUACGAUAUCCUACUCGCGGAGGACAAUUUGGUAAACCAGAAGCUCGCGGUGAAGAUUUUAGAAAAAUACGGGCACUCCGUUGCAAUUGCGGAGAAUGGAAACCAGGCAGUUGAGUUGUACAAGAACAGCGUGCUGCAAAACAAGCCGUUCGAUAUAAUACUGAUGGAUGUGUCAAUGCCGUUCAUGGGCGGAAUGGAGGCAACAGAAAUCAUCCGCUCGUAUGAGUUACUGACUGGAUUGUCACGGAUACCGAUUAUAGCGCUGACGGCGCACGCUAUGAUUGGUGACCGUGAACGAUGCCUGCAGGCAGGCAUGGAUGACCAUAUCACGAAACCACUCCGUCGAGGAGAUUUGCUCAACGCAAUACAUAAGCUUGCGUCUGAAAAGAACCCCUCUCGUAAUUUGCUACGGCGAGCGCCUGCCACGAUCUGA